GGUAGAGGAAAGAGCGGACGCCACCAAGUCAGGCCGGAGCUGCUGCCGUCGCCAUGACCCGCGGUAAUCAGCGUGAGCUUGCCCGCCAGAAGAACAUGAAAAAGCAAAGCGACUCAGGCAAGGGAAAACGCCGGGAUGACGGGCUCUCUGCCGCUGCCCGAAAGCAGAGGGACUCGGAGAUCAUGCAACAGAAGCAGAAAAAGGCCAAUGAGAAGAAGGAAGAGCCCAAGUAACUCUAUGGCUCAUGCCCAUCUCUCUUGCCGGUCGACCGUGUGCCUGGAGCCAGUCCCGUCACGCUCUCGCCUCCUCCUGUAGCGCUCACAGGUCCCAGAACUGAUGGCAUUCCCUUCGCCCUGUGUCUGCAGUGGGUUCCCUCU
Dromiciops gliroides (monito del monte) is the source of this 377-nucleotide messenger RNA. RefSeq names its product small EDRK-rich factor 2. NCBI's taxonomy places the organism in Eukaryota, Metazoa, Chordata, Mammalia, Microbiotheria, Microbiotheriidae. The coding region runs from base 54 to 233 and encodes 59 amino acids. The transcript has a single exon. The record is from RefSeq and is a predicted model, not a curated record.